UUUAAGGGGGGUGGGAAUAAAGCAAAUAUUUUGAACUGCCACUUGGCAAGGACAGUGAUCACUUAUUGCUUUAUCCGAGGAUGAUAAUUUUCGAUGGGCUGUUCUGUUGACACGUGUUGAUGCAUGGCAUGUGAUGGGAUUCUCAUAGUUUAUUCCUAUGCGAGCUUAGUCUAUAUAGGGGUGGUGCUCGUGAGGAUUUGCUUUUGUAUUUUCGUCCUGCAAUUUUCCCCAUAUCUCAGUUUAUCUUUCCUCUAGCCUAAAACCAUGUCAGCUUUUGUUGGAAAGUAUGCAGAGGAGCUGAUCAAGAACGCCAAGUACAUUGCCACACCAGGCAAAGGUAUUCUGGCAGCAGACGAGAGUACAGGCACCAUCGGGAAGCGUCUAGCUGGCAUUAACGUAGAGAACAUUGAGUCCAACCGCCAAGCCCUCCGUGAGCUCCUUUUCACCUCUCCGAAUGCACUGUCCUUUCUCUCUGGUGUCAUCCUUUUCGAGGAAACACUUUAUCAGAAAACGUCUGAUGGAAAACCCUUUGUCGAAGUGCUUCAAGAAAACAAUGUAAUUCCGGGUAUCAAGGUGGAUAAGGGUACUGUUGAGAUAGCCGGAACCAACGGUGAGACCACGACUCAAGGGUUCGACUCCCUGGGGGCACGAUGCCAGCAGUACUACAAAGCUGGUGCACGUUUCGCCAAGUGGCGUGCCGUGCUCAAGAUUGGUCCCAAUGAACCAUCUGAAUUGUCAAUCCAGCAGAAUGCAGAGGGCUUGGCUCGUUAUUCAAUCAUUUGUCAGGAAAAUGGGCUCGUUCCCAUUGUUGAACCUGAGGUGCUAACCGAUGGGCCUCAUGAUAUUAAAAAAUGUGCUGCUGUCACUGAAACUGUGCUUGCAGCCGUUUACAAGGCGCUGAAUGAUCACCAUGUUUUGCUUGAGGGCACCCUUUUGAAGCCUAACAUGGUCACUCCAGGUUCUGACAGCCCCAAGGUUUCACCCCAGGUUAUUGCAGAAUAUACAGUUGCUGCACUUCGUCGAACUGUUCCCCCAGCAGUGCCAGGGAUUGUGUUCUUGUCAGGUGGUCAAAGUGAGGAAGAGGCAACGCUGAAUCUUAAUGCCAUGAACAAGCUAGAUGUUUUGAAGCCAUGGACACUGUCCUUCUCAUUCGGGCGAGCUCUGCAACAAAGCACACUCAAGACAUGGGGAGGGAAGAAGGAGAACGUUGGCAAGGGACAACAGGCAUUUUUGUUGAGAUGCAAAGCUAAUUCUGACGCCACACUUGGGAAGUACACUGGAGGAAGUGCUGGCGGAUUGGCUUCUGAGAGUUUAUUCGUUAAGGGUUACAAGUACUGAUUAAGUCUUUAUGUCUAUUAUGCAGGGUCGAGGUUAUAGAUUAUAAUUACAAAGACUUGUACUAUUCUUCUUCCUAUCAUCUGUUUGCUUAUGGUAGAUAAGCUCAAUGACUGAUUAUGCUACCAAAUUAAUAUAUACUCUUUAACCAA
Theobroma cacao (cacao) is the source of this 1487-nucleotide messenger RNA. Its product is annotated as fructose-bisphosphate aldolase, cytoplasmic isozyme 1. NCBI's taxonomy places the organism in Eukaryota, Viridiplantae, Streptophyta, Magnoliopsida, Malvales, Malvaceae. The record is from RefSeq and is a predicted model, not a curated record. Gene Ontology annotation, molecular function: fructose-bisphosphate aldolase activity. Gene Ontology annotation, biological process: glycolytic process.